AUGCUCACAAAAGUCACAUUGCGGCAGGAAAUGUCUGAAAAUAGGCCCCAUUCACCCCCGCCUGCUCCCCCGCUUCCACCCACACUCCACGAUAAGAGGACAAAGACCUCUUCGUUUGCACUGAAAGUGAGACAUGCGCCAGAAGAUUGGUUCUAUCGACCUCCCGAGCCGCCCGCACAUGUCGAUCUCUUUGAGCCACCAACAGGACCCUACUUCGUGUAUGGGACAUUGAUGGACCCACAAAUGCUGGCUGAUGUCCUGGGAUUGGACCAAGUGCCUGAGCUGCGCCCGGCCAAGGUGGUAGGCUACUCUUGUAAGCUUUGGGGGCAGUAUCCUGCUCUGCAAAACGGUCCGCAGGAUGCACAAGUCAGUGGUGCUGUCUACCAUGUGCAGUCGGUUGCCCAUGGGAAGAGGUUGGCGGAAUACGAGACAACCAGCUACAGAGUUCAGCCAUGCCUCGUUAAGUAUAUAGAUGGAAAGGAACCUGCCAAGAAUGAUGGCUAUGUUUUCAUGUUUGUCGGUAACCCACGAGAUUUAGAAGAGGGAGAUUUUCAUCUAGCAAAAUGGCGUGAACGCGUCGGCCGGGAAUGA
Molecule: messenger RNA, 591 nt
Organism: Fusarium coffeatum
Lineage: Eukaryota; Fungi; Ascomycota; Sordariomycetes; Hypocreales; Nectriaceae
Exons: 1
Coding region: 1-591 (196 amino acids)
Source: RefSeq, a predicted model, not a curated record